Messenger RNA from Oldenlandia corymbosa var. corymbosa, 327 nucleotides. NCBI's taxonomy places the organism in Eukaryota, Viridiplantae, Streptophyta, Magnoliopsida, Gentianales, Rubiaceae. The record is from the annotation of a GenBank genome assembly.
AUGGACAUGGAGACUGAGGUCCCAGCCCCUUUGGAGCAGGAUGACGGAAAUCCAGCAACAAAAAAGGUCAAGAACAGAGAAGAGGCAAGCCAAACGGCAGAUAAUUUAUCUUUCAAGGAAGCAAUUCUUAAAACGCAACAAAGUGAGAAAAUAAAAAUGCCUCCGAGGAAGCAAGUUAAGAUCCAAAUGAGAGAAUCUAUGGGAUUCUCAGUUAUAGUAAGUCCUCUUGGAAGAACUGUAGGCUACCAAGCGUUGUACAACCAACUCAUGGCAAUCUGGCAGCCUACAGGCGAAAUUGAAGUUGCAGACUCCAUCAACGGUCACUAG